AUGAAGACCUUUGCGACUCUUUUGGCUUCCAUCGGCCUGGUGGCCGCUCACGGCUUUGUUGAUAACGCCACUAUUGGUGGUCAGUUUUAUCAACCGUACCAGGACCCCUACAUGGGCAGCCCCCCCGAUCGAAUCUCUCGUAAGAUUCCCGGCAACGGCCCCGUCGAAGACGUCACUUCCCUCGCCAUUCAGUGCAACGCCGACUCAGCCCCGGCCAAGCUUCAUGCGUCCGCCGCCGCCGGAUCGACUGUCACUUUGCGCUGGACCAUUUGGCCCGACUCGCACGUGGGACCCGUCAUCACCUACAUGGCCCGCUGUCCCGACACGGGGUGCCAGGACUGGACCCCUAGCGCCAGUGAUAAGGUGUGGUUCAAGAUUAAGGAAGGUGGGAGGGAGGGAACGAGUAAUGUUUGGGCUGCUACCCCCCUCAUGACCGCCCCGGCCAACUACGAGUACGCCAUCCCGUCCUGCCUCAAGCCCGGUUACUAUCUGGUUAGGCACGAGAUCAUUGCGCUGCACAGCGCCUACUCUUAUCCUGGUGCUCAGUUCUACCCGGGAUGCCAUCAGUUGCAGGUGACAGGUUCGGGAACCAAGACGCCCAGCUCGGGACUGGUCAGUUUCCCGGGCGCGUACAAGAGUACUGAUCCGGGGGUUACUUAUGAUGCUUACCAGGCUGCCACUUAUACCAUCCCCGGUCCUGCUGUGUUUACUUGCUAA
Molecule: messenger RNA, 717 nt
Organism: Neurospora crassa OR74A
Lineage: Eukaryota; Fungi; Ascomycota; Sordariomycetes; Sordariales; Sordariaceae
Product: endoglucanase IV
Exons: 5
Coding region: 1-717 (238 amino acids)
Source: RefSeq, a predicted model, not a curated record